Lipotes vexillifer (Yangtze River dolphin) is the source of this 837-nucleotide messenger RNA. Its product is annotated as tumor necrosis factor receptor superfamily member 25-like. Gene Ontology annotation, molecular function: protein binding. NCBI's taxonomy places the organism in Eukaryota, Metazoa, Chordata, Mammalia, Artiodactyla, Lipotidae. The coding region runs from base 1 to 837 and encodes 278 amino acids. Gene Ontology annotation, cellular component: plasma membrane. Gene Ontology annotation, biological process: signal transduction. The transcript is spliced from 6 exons. The record is from RefSeq and is a predicted model, not a curated record.
AUGGCGGGGACCGGGGAGGCAGCAGUUGGAGACACAGCUUCAGGAUCCCUCGUCCUCCACUCACUCCACCAGGACCGUGAAAGCGUCCGGGGAGUGCGGGGCCUGGCUGGGGACGGCGCGCAGACUUGGAGGAGCACCCUUGGGGACUGUCCUGUGCCCUGUGUGGCUGUCUGUGGCUGGAGGCAGGUGUUCUGGGUCCAGGUGCUCCUGGCAGCCCUGGUGGUCCCACUCCUGCUUGGUGCCACCCUGACCUACACAUACCGCCGCUGCCAGCUUUGCAAGGCCAUAAUUCCUGCAGGUGAAGCUGGGGUGGAGGCCCUGACCCCCCUGCAGGCCACCCACCUCUCAGCCCCGGACAGCAGCCCCACCCUUCUUGUAACACCCAGCAGCAGUGAGAAGGUCUGCACCAUCCAGCUGAUAGGCAGCAGCUGGACCUCUGGCUCUCCCCAGGCCCAGGAGGCCCCCUGCCCGGAGGUGACAUGGUCCUGGGACCAGCUGCCCAGCAGAGGUCUUGGCCCGCCGCCCCCGCCCUCGCCGGCGCCCCCUGCAGGCUCGGCGGCCGCCAUGCUCCAGCCGGGCCCGCAGCUCUACGCCGUGAUGGACGCGGUGCCCGCGCGGCGCUGGAAGGAGUUCGUGCGCACGCUGGGGCUGCGCGAGGCGGAGAUCGAGGCGGUGGAGGUGGAGGUCGGGCGCUUCCGCGACCAGCAGUACGAGAUGCUCAAGCGCUGGCGCCAGCAGCAGCCCGCGGGCUUGGGCGCCGUCUACGCCGCCCUGGAGCGCAUGGGGCUGGACGGCUGCGCCGAGGACCUGCGGAGCCGCCUGCAGCGUGGCCCGUGA